UCCAGGAGGAGUCCAGCGUUACAGGAAAUGACGAAGGCAAGAGUCAGUGGGCCAGUUUAUGAAAGUCCCAGCAAAAGCGCGCGCAGUUACAUUCAGAGCCUCGAGAGAAGACUAGACGGGACAGAUACGCCUGUGUUUCUUUUAGAGUCUUUGGAUUUGUACGUGCUACUGCUAAAACACUUUGAUAGUCUAAAAUUACUGCGUUCCUGCACUUGAAGACAAGCAGAAAGCCAGGCGGCGCUUGUGUCAUAACAGGAAUUGGAUAACUUUUUUUCCUCCUCCCAUAAAAAAAGAAGCACAAUGUUUGAGGCACGUCUCGUUCAAGGAUCAAUCCUUAAGAAGGUUCUGGAGGCUCUGAAAGACCUCAUCACCGAAGCCUGCUGGGAUGUCAGCUCCUCGGGGAUCUCGCUGCAGAGCAUGGAUUCGUCUCAUGUGUCUCUGGUGCAGCUCACGCUCCGGAGUGAUGGGUUCGACUCCUACCGCUGCGACAGAAACCUGGCCAUGGGUGUCAAUUUGAGCAGCAUGUCAAAGAUUCUGAAGUGUGCUGGAAAUGAAGAUAUCAUCACACUUAGGGCAGAAGACAAUGCAGACUCUUUGGCGCUUGUCUUUGAAACACUCAAUAAGGAGAAAGUGUCCGACUAUGAGAUGAAACUGAUGGAUCUGGAUGUGGAGCAGCUUGGCAUUCCAGAGCAGGAAUACAGCUGUGUGGUGAAGAUGCCCUCUGGUUGA
This is a messenger RNA of Sinocyclocheilus rhinocerous, 729 nucleotides long. Its product is annotated as proliferating cell nuclear antigen-like. Gene Ontology annotation, biological process: regulation of DNA replication; translesion synthesis; leading strand elongation. Lineage: Eukaryota; Metazoa; Chordata; Actinopteri; Cypriniformes; Cyprinidae. Gene Ontology annotation, cellular component: PCNA complex. The record is from RefSeq and is a predicted model, not a curated record. The transcript has 4 exons. The coding region runs from base 301 to 729 and encodes 142 amino acids. Gene Ontology annotation, molecular function: DNA binding; DNA polymerase processivity factor activity.